UGUAAAAAUAAAAAAAUAGUAGACUAACAACUCAACGCUGCAUUGUAGAAAAUGAGGUUUUGUCACUCAUGGAUAAGAGAACAGCAAAAGAGUGCGUCUGAGCUAAUCCAACAGAAAAACUAAGAAUGACAUCUAGCAGUAUCCAUUUACUAAAACCCUCCUUCCCUCCUAAAACCCUACCCAGAUUCUCUCCAUCUGUAUUCACUCCUUUCAAUUUACAGCUCCGACCUCGCCGGAGAAAUUGCCUCUCUAUUGGCUCCAAAUCCCUCAAUAUCCAAGCCUGUAAGUCCGGCUCCACUUCUACUUCCAAUUCCAACUCUGUUAAUGACGAAACUGAGUCAGCUCAGCAGCUCUUUGAGAAACUGAAGGAGGCAGAGCGUGAACGGAUAAAUAAGUUAGAGGAAUUUGAAAGAAAGGCAAAUGUUCAAUUAGAGAGGCAGCUUCUGCUGGCUUCAGAAUGGAGUAGGAAAUUGCUGGCUAUGCAGGGAAAAUUGAAGGGUACUGAGUGGGACCCCGAAAAUUCUCAUAAAAUAGACUACAGUCAAUUUCAGAACCUUCUCAAUGCAAAUAAUGUGCAGUUUAUGGAGUAUUCCAACUAUGGCCAGACCGUUUCAGUGAUUCUACCAUAUUACAAGGAUGGAAAAACAAAAGGCUCAGGAGGGGAAAAUAGAAAGGAUAUUGUUUUCAAGCGUCAUGUUGUUGACCGGAUGCCGAUAGAUUGCUGGAAUGAUGUUUGGAGGAAGUUGCAUCAACAGCUUGUGAAUGUAGAUGUGUAUAAUGUGAAUAACAUCCCUGCUGAAGUCUACUCUACUGUUGCAACAGCAGUUGUGUGGUCUAUGCGACUCGCCCUUUCAGUUGUCUUAUACAUUUGGAUUGAUAAUAAGAUGAGACCAAUUUACUCAAAACUAAUACCUUGCGAUUUGGGAAGCGCCCCCAAAAAGAUAAGCGAGCCACAAAAGCAGCGUGCCCUUGGUUCAUUAGGAAAGAGCCGAGCAAAAUUCAUAUCAGCAGAAGAAAAAACUGGUAUAACUUUUGAUGAUUUCGCUGGGCAAGAAUAUAUUAAGAGAGAGCUUCAAGAGAUUGUCCGAAUACUGAAGAAUGAAGACGAGUUUCAAAACAAAGGGAUUUAUUGUCCAAAAGGUGUGCUUCUCCAUGGUCCUCCUGGAACUGGUAAAACACUUCUGGCAAAAGCUAUAGCUGGAGAAGCGGGAUUACCUUUUUUUGCUGCUAAUGGUACUGAUUUUGUUGAGAUGUUUGCCGGUGUGGCUGCUUCACGUGUGAAGGACCUUUUUUCCAGUGCCAGAUCAUUUGCUCCUUCUAUUAUUUUCAUUGAUGAGAUAGAUGCAAUUGGCAGCAAACGUGGUGGACCAGAUAUUGGUGGGGGUGGUGCAGAGAGGGAACAGGGGCUUCUUCAGAUAUUGACGGAAAUGGAUGGAUUUAAAGUGUCAACAUCACAGGUAUUAGUUAUUGGUGCAACCAAUAGAUUGGACAUUCUUGAUCCUGCGCUGUUAAGAAAGGGUCGUUUUGACAAGAUUAUUAGGGUCGGUUUGCCCUCAAAAGACGGUAGAUUGGCCAUAUUGAUGGUACAUGCUCGAAAUAAAUUUUUCCGGUCAGAAGAGGAAAAGGACACUUUGUUACAGGAAAUUGCAGAGCUCACAGAAGAUUUUACUGGAGCUGAACUUCAAAAUAUAUUGAAUGAAGCUGGAAUAUUGACUGCGAGGAAAGACUUAGAUUAUAUUGGACGAGAUGAACUUCUUGAGGCCUUGAAGAGGCAAAAGGGUACAUUUGAAACGGGUCAAGAAGAUAGCACUGAGGUCCCUGAGGAGCUAACACUGAGACUAGCUUACAGAGAAGCUGCUGUUGCAGUUCUUGCAUGUUACCUUCCAGAUCCCUACCGACCAUUCACUGAGACGGAUAUCAAAUCCAUCCGUAGUCAGCCCAAUAUGCAAUUCAUGGAAAUUGGAGGCAGAGUGUUUAAAAGGAAAGCAGAUUAUGUGAACUCAAUAGUCCGUGCAUGUGCUCCCAGAGUAAUUGAGGAAAAAAUGUUUGGAGUUGACAAUCUAUGUUGGAUCUCUGCAAAAGCAACUUUAGAAGCUUCCAGGCUUGCAGAAUUUUUGAUACUUCAGACAGGGUUGACUGCCUUGGGAAAAGCUUAUUACAGAUACCAGAGAGAUCUCGUACCAAACCUCCCUUCUAAAAUUGAAGCACUUAGAGAUGAGUACAUGAGAUAUGCCAUGGAGAAAUGUUUGUCUAUUCUAAAGGAGAACCAUGCCGCUGUAGAGACAAUUACAGAUGUGUUGCUUGAGGAAGGAGAGAUCAAAGCUGAUGAAAUUUGGAGCAUAUACAAAAGCUCGCCUAAAAGUCCUCAGCCUACUGUGAGUCCUGUUGAUGAAUAUGGAGCCCUUAUAUAUGCUGGAAGGUGGGGAGUCCAUGGGGUUUCACUUCCAGGGAGGGUGACAUUUGCACCUGGAAAUGUUGGAUUUUCAACUUUUGGUGCACCACGACCUAUGGAGACCCAGAUAAUUAGUGAUGAAACGUGGAAGCUAAUAGAUGGUAUAUGGGAUAAAAGGGUCGAGGAAAUAAAAGCUGCAGCAUCAGUUGAAAUUGAAGAAGACAAGGAGAAACCACAGCUUCUGAUGCCCAGUCAUUUCCUAUAGCAUCCAAAUAACAAAUACAGGUUUUGACACUAGUUCUGGGUGGCAUAUGUUGUGCAGCUAUGACUUUAUUUUGUUUGUUUUAAUUCCAUGAGAAUGUGACGUCAUUUCCUGAUUGCCUGAGUUGCAUUAUUGCUUGGCCCAUAUUAUUUUCUAAAAAUUAAAUGCAUAUUAUUGGACCAGGAAAGGCUUUUUUUUGGGGGUGGGGUUGGGGGGUUUGUUAGUGUAGAUCCUGACCUGUUCACUAAAAGCAAAGUUGAGUUUGUAACCCAGUGAGCUUAGUAAUCAGCAUAAAGCUUGUGAACAUUUGCUAAACUGAGUUGAAGCAUAUGACUACUCAACCUUCACUUUAAGCAGGAGUAACUUGCCAUUAAUGGCUUAGUGCCUGGAGAUGCAAGCCAGAAACAUAUUCGUCAUUAUUAUAGCACAAACAAAUUAGUUUGGGAAAUUUUUUACCUGCCUCUGUCCAGAAAUGCUCAUACUACGUUCCUUUUUGAGUUGUCCCACAAUGUUGUUCCCUUUCCUUAAGUAGAAAUUUUAGUACAUCUUAAAAUACUGCAAAAUGUUUUGUGGGUCCUACUUUUAUUGUUGUCAAUACAAAUUUAUCCUUAUUAUAUCAUUCUGCAAUACAGAAAGUCAAAAAAUGAUACAUGUCUCUCAACAGAUAACUAAACAUUUUCAGCUUCUCUUAAUUAUUAUGCAACGUCAAAGUGCAGCAAGCAAAUUGGAC
Messenger RNA from Nicotiana tabacum (common tobacco), 3384 nucleotides. Lineage: Eukaryota; Viridiplantae; Streptophyta; Magnoliopsida; Solanales; Solanaceae. The record is from RefSeq and is a predicted model, not a curated record.